AUGUACUCCCCGGGCCCCCCGGCAGGCCCGGCCCCGCGCCGCGGCCGCCGCCCCCCUCUCGGGCGCCCAGCGCAGCCGCCGCGGCCCCCCGCGCCCGCCCCGUCUCCCGCCGCGCGGCCUCGCGUGGCGGUGAAGAUGGCCUUCCGCAAGGCCUACUCCAUCAAGGACAAGUUGCAGGCCAUCGAGCGCGUCAAGGGCGGCGAGCGGCAAGCCAGCGUGUGCCGCGACUUCGGCGUGCCCGGCGGCACGCUGCGCGGCUGGCUCAAGGACGAGCCGAAGCUGCGCUGGUUCCUGGAGCAGCUGGGCGGCGAGGUGGGCACGCAGCGCAAGAAGAUGCGACUGGCCAACGAAGAGGAGAUCGACCGCGCCGUGUACUCGUGGUUCCUGGCGCUGCGCCAGCACGGCGUGCCGUUGUCGGGGCCGCUCAUCCAGGCGCAGGCAGAGGCCUUCGCGCGCCAGAUCUACGGGCCCGAGUGCACCUUCAAGGCCAGCCACGGCUGGUUCUGGCGCUGGCAGAAGCGCCAUGGCAUCUCCAGCCAGCGCAUCUACGGCGAGACCGAGCCCCCGGCUGUCAGCCCCGCGCCCGGCCCGCCCGUCAAACAGGAGCCCGCGCAGCCCCCAGGCGCCGGCCCCCUCCCGGGCCGCGCCUCGGCCCCGUCGUCUCCAGCCGAGGGUGGCUACGGCGACGAGCAGAUCUACAACGCCAACGUCACCGGCCUCUACUGGAAGCUGCUUCCGGAGCAGGCUGCGCCUGUAGGUGCGGGGGGCUGCAGCCGCCGCUGGCGGGGCGACCGGGUGACUGUGCUGCUAGCCGCUAACCUGACCGGCAGCCACAAGCUGAAACCGCUGGUCAUUGGGCAGCUGCCGGACCCGCCUAGCCUGCGCCACCACAACCAGGACAAGUUCCCAGCCUCUUACCGCUACAGUCCCGACGCCUGGCUCAGUCGCCCUCUGUUGCGGGGCUGGUUCUUCGAGGAGUUCGUCCCCGGCGUCAGGCGCUACCUGCGCCGCAGCUGCCUGCAGCAGAAGGCGGUGCUGCUGGUCGCCCACCCACCCUGCCCGAGCCCAGCGGCCAGGAUGCUCGCCCUGGAGGAGAGCGACGAGACCCCCAGGCGGUUCCGGCCAGAGCCCCUGGGCUCCCCGGAGGAGCUGCAGACCCCCGAUGGGGCUGUCCGGGUGCUAUUCCUGUCGAAGGGCAGUAGGCGGGCACACAUCCCCGCCCCGCUGGAGCAGGGCGUGGUGGCCGCCUUCAAGCAGCUGUACAAGCGGGAGCUGCUGCGACUGGCUGUGUCCUGUGCCGGCGGCUCUCCGCUGGACUUCAUGCGCAGCUUCAUGCUCAAGGACAUGCUCUACCUGGCCGGCCUCUCCUGGGACCUGGUGCAGGCAGGCAGCAUCGAACGCUGCUGGCUGCUGGGCUUGCGGGCGGCCUUUGAGCCUCGUCCGGAGGAGGAGUGUGUUGGGCAGCCGGCUGGCCAGGCCGAGGAGGCGGCCGAGCACAGCACUGUGCUCAGCGACCUCACGCACCUGGCAGCCCUAGCCUACAAGCGCCUGGCACCUGAGGAGGUGGCCAAGUGGCUGCACCUGGACGAUGAUGGGGGCCUGCCCGAGGGCUGCCGAGAGGAGGCAGGCCCUGGCCGGCCCCCUGUGCUGGCCGCUGUGACCCCUCCAGCCCCCAGCAGCCUACCCUCUGUCAUGGAGAGCGCGGAGGAGGAGGCCCCCAUGCCCACAGCUGGAGAGGCUGUUCGGGGUCUGGAGACUGCUCUUCGGUGGCUGGAGUGCCAGGACCCCCGGGAGGUCGGGCCGCUGAAGCUGGUGCACCUGCGCUCACUGAUCAGCAUGGCCCGGCGGCUGGGAGGCAUUGGGCCCUCCCCCCCAGUCCCCGACAACGGGGUGUGACCAAGCCAGCCCAGACGGCCCCCGACGGCCUUUGUCCUGCUGCACCUGAGGGAGAGGACACACACCGUCUCCCCUCUGCCCUCCUCCCCUCCCCUGGGGUGGCCGACCCCAUGAAUAGCGUUCCAGGGAACCCAGUCCAGCCUGGCUUGGAAGGGCUGUCUGUUGGUGCAGGGUCAUCCUGGGGAGUGCUGGAGGAGAGGCCCCAGUCUCAUGCUCCUCCCUGGGCAAGCAUCCACGUGGGAUCUGUGGUCUGAACCUGGGCCCCUCCCAGACACGCCUGGCAUUCACACACCACAGCACUUACCAGAGUGCAGUUGGCUGUGCCCUGCCCUGGUCCCUGUAAAGCUGAGGCCUCCAACCCCACCCCCACCCCGGUAGCCUGUCACCUGCACUGGACAAGGGCCCAGGACUCCUGUCCACCCCGAACCCUGGUGCUGCGUAGUUCCCACGCCACAGCCACACGGUCAUCUCGGUGGAAAGGUGCACCACUUGGUUUUGUUUUUAGCACAUUAAGUCUGUUUUUACAGAUACUCUAGGGGGUCAGGAUGGGGUCUCAGUCCCCAGCCUGGGCCCAUUCUUGCAGGAUGGCUCCGUGGGCUGGGAAGGGCGACAGUGCCCAGCACUUGGGCUUCCUGAGGUUCUGGAUGCAGUAGGGUGUAGAUUUCUGUUCCACUUGGGUUUUUCAUUUUCCUUAAGAAAAUACAUUUUCUGAACAGCUCUUAUUGUGUGGGGUUGGCGUGCGGCUGGACUUGGGCCCUGGUGACUAGACUAUUGAUUGCACAAGCUCCCGGACUCCCCUAGCAGCACUGACAGCUGUGCCAGGACAACCUUGCAGAGCCUUCGAGCCACUUGGGGCUCCUCUGCCUCUUCAGGCACUGCCAAGGGCCCUAGGAAUUGGGCUUCUGGGUGGCACAGUUUAAAGGGGGGGAGGGCCUGUGCGUUACUGCCCAGCCCUUGCAUGGUCUGCUUCUGAGUCCAGUCUAGACUCAGAUGGCUGCUGGUGGUCUGAGGCCCAGAGAUGCCGAUCCCCCCAUGGGGGGAGGGGCUGCCUUUGCAGAGAUGCUGCCCAGAGCCCUCCUGAGGUGCAGAGGUCUGCUCUCCCUCUCUCACCCCCCCCCCAUGUCGUCCUGGUGGCUCAAGGCUGCGGACAGGUGGUGUGUUUGUGGAAUGGCUGCACCGGGUGAGGCAGCUGGAGGGAGCCUCCGAGCAAUUCCCACACAAGCCCAAGCGGCUGCUGUGGGGCUUCUGGGAUCCAGGGCCGGGAGCCCGCUGGGUGUGUGCACAGGCAGACGUCAGGGCCCAGACGGGCACCUAGUGAGGGUGCACCUGGGCUCCACAGCCCAGGUGGCCUUGGUAGCAGCCCCUCAGCCUGCAUCAGCACUGGCUGCUCUGGCCAAGGUGUCCAUCUCCAGUCUUCCGCUCUCCAGUCUCACCCUCUGUGGGCCUGGGCAGGGGCCAGUCGGUACUGAGAUGGGGGUGAGGAGCAGGACCUCUUGCCUACGUCUCUUGGAGCUGCUUCACAGGGCACCAGCCCGCUCCUAUCUGGAGAACCAAGGCUGUACCCCAGAAGGCGGCUCUGGCCUGGCUGGAUGGCCUGGAUGGGCGCUGUAUAAAGCGAGGCUGGUUCAGGCUGGCCUGGGGCCCUGAGAAGCUAGUUUGAGUGCCUGGCAAGUGGGGCCAUUGGCUUCACUGAGCCAGGGAGAAGACCUGUAAAGGUGUCCUGUGUUUUCCAUGGGGCGGAGGCUGCGGGCACCUGGCCCCAGGCAGCCCCACCAACAGGUCACUGUGAUCCCAGGUUGCCCCAGGGCCCCACUGCAGCACUGCCUCUGGUUCGAAGUCACCCAUCUCCCUGGGCUCAGCUCUGUGAAAUCAUGGGUGACCUGGCCGGAGGCUUGCCGUGGGAGACCUCAGUUUGUCUCUGCAGAAGGAUGGCUGAAAUGAACCCCAGCUGGUGGCCGCAAUCCGUGGCCUGCCCCUCACUGCUGUUAUCUGCUGGGCGCAUAGGGAUUUGCCACCCUGGUUUCUGAUGACCUGAGACAGGUGGUGGAUGGUCCUGGGGGAGGGGUCUUGGUUACUGCUGCUGGAAUUCCUUCAACUUCUGUUGUCUGCCAGCUGGAAACUUUUGCCCUUGAGGAUAACACUUUCCCUACCAUGGUAAGGGGACCCUGUAGCCCGGGAGGUACUUAGGGACAAAGCCAUUGGCCUCCCCACUCCUGUUCAAAGCGGUGAAGGUCACUGCACUUCCAAAAAGUGGCCCUUGGUCAGUCAUUGUUACAGCUCACCUGGUGGGCGUGGCAGUGGGCAGGGAAGGAAAGCCAGUGUGCAGACUUCUGCUAGAACCACCCCGGACCUAUGUGCUUUGGGGAAUGAGACCAGGCAGUGCGAGUCAGAGGGGGCCCAGCCUUGCCUGCGACUUGUCCUCAGGAAGUGGCCCCCUAGACAUCAGUUGGGAUGGAUAAAAUAUCUGAGCAUGGUGUGAGAGGAAUGGGAGCACCCUCAGGCUGAGGGGCUGGUCAUCCAGGGAUGACCUCCCCUUGGCCCAAGUGCAGGUCGGGAUUGCCGUGGGGAGCCUGGGUGGGGGUAGAGCUCCGGGCACUAUCUGGCCCACAGUGAGGGUGCCCAUGGAUGAGGCUUGACUCCAGUGGCAUGUCCUUGAGAGGACAUGGGCGGAUGGGCUGCAUGGUCUGUGAGGGGUCGUUUUACACCCAACCUCACUGAUGGCAGAGCAGGUGGGCACAGUGUGCUUUACAAUAAAGGCUGACCAUGUCAACUUCA
Molecule: messenger RNA, 4671 nt
Organism: Rhinolophus ferrumequinum (greater horseshoe bat)
Lineage: Eukaryota; Metazoa; Chordata; Mammalia; Chiroptera; Rhinolophidae
Gene: TIGD5
Product: tigger transposable element derived 5
Exons: 1
Coding region: 1-1896 (631 amino acids)
Cellular component (GO): nucleus
Molecular function (GO): DNA binding
Source: RefSeq, a predicted model, not a curated record